Molecule: messenger RNA, 1740 nt
Organism: Exophiala aquamarina CBS 119918
Lineage: Eukaryota; Fungi; Ascomycota; Eurotiomycetes; Chaetothyriales; Herpotrichiellaceae
Product: alpha-glucosidase
Exons: 2
Coding region: 1-1740 (579 amino acids)
Biological process (GO): carbohydrate metabolic process
Molecular function (GO): hydrolase activity, hydrolyzing O-glycosyl compounds
Source: RefSeq, a predicted model, not a curated record
AUGAUGGUUGACCCUGCAGUCGCCUACCAAGAUUAUGCUGCAUUUAAUGAUGGGAAGGACAUCUUCAUGAAAACCAGCAACGGGUCCGUCUUCGCGGGUGUUGUGUGGCCAGGAAUCACCGCGUGGCCAGACUUCUUCAAUCCAGGGAGUCAAAUUUACUGGAAUCAUCACUUCUGCAACUAUCCAUGUAAGGAUCCGGGUGGGUUUGCUAAGGAGAAUGAUUUCCCGCCAAAGCCUCCACCAGUGCGAAAUGGGUCGGCGAUUGUUCUCGAAGGGUUCCCAGCCGGUUUUCAGCCACCGUCACAGAGGAAGCGACAAGAGUCGAGUUUGGGUAAGCAUAUGGUGCUUUCUGGGCGGGAAUUGAUCGACCCACCUUACAAGAUCAGGAAUGCUGCGGGCGGACUCUCAAACAAGACGUUGGAUACGGAGCUGGUUCAUGACAACGGGCUAGUGGAAUACGAUACGCAUAAUCUGUACGGCAUGAUGAUGUCGUCGGCAUCACGCGAAGCCCUCCUCCAGCGUCGACCAGGAGAAAGGCCUCUGGUGAUCACACGAAGCACCUUCCUUGGAGCUGGCAGACACGUCGGACACUGGUGUGGUGAUAAUGUGGCGAGUUGGGCACAGUAUGAGAUCAGUAUCUCGUCCAUGUUGAAUUUUCCCAGCGUCUUUCAAACGCCUAUGGUAGGCUCGGAUGUUUGUGGGUUCUCCGGCAACACUACAGAAACAUUGUGUGCUCGCUGGAUGAUGCUCGGAGCCUUUCAAAGCUUUUAUCCAAAUUACAACGAAUUGGGCAGUAUCGGGCAGGAAGCCUAUAGAUGGCCGACCGUGGCAGAAGCAGCAAGAAGAGCUAUUGACAUCAGAUAUCACUUAUUGGACUAUCUCUACACGGCAUUUUAUGUUCAGACUCAGAUAGGCAAGCAGGCACUGAAACCGCUCUUCUAUCUCUACGCCACUGAUAAAGAGACGUUCGGCAUCGAUUCUCAAUUCUUCUACGGCGAUGGCAUCCUUGUGUCACCGGUCACUGAGGAGAACAGCACCAGUGUAGAUGUCUACCUGCUCGACCAUAUAUUUUACGACUGGAACGGAGAUUUCUCUCCCGUCAGAGGCAGUGGAGCCACAAUUAGGCUGUCUGAUAUCGAUUCUACAACCAUCCCAUUGCACGUACGUGGUGGCAAUAUCCUGCCUCUUCGGAUGGAGAGUGCAAACACUACUGCAGCAGUCCGCGCGAAAGGAUUUCACAUCCUUGUGGCGCCGGGGUUGGAUGGACAAACCAAAGGGUCCCACUACAUGGAUGAUGGUGUUUCAAUUGAACAGCCAAGGACUACUUUCAUCAAUUUCACGUACAACAAUGGAUCAUUCACCAUGUCUGGCGAAUACGACUAUGGUGCUAAUGUCAGCAUUGAGAGGAUCAGCGUUCUGGGGGUUAGCUCUGAGCCCCAAAGUGUCAACUUGACGGGGUUGUCGUCGACAUUCACCUUCAACGGUACGACUCAGGUGGUCACUAUUGAUACAAGUCUGCCAUUGACCGCAGACGCGAGGUUCCAACUUCCCGCUAGCCAAGCUGAUCGUGCUUCCCCAGCGAACAAUACCACGCCACCACAGGGAGGCUCUGAAGGGCAGGGGGGUGGGCAGAGUAGUGGUGGCAGCGGCGGAGAAUCGUCCGCUGCUGUGGCUCGGAGCUUGAUCAGCAUCAAGGUGUCUGCGGCGCUGAUAGUUGUGAUAUUGAUCUUGGACAUGUAA